UUACAUACCGACUCGGACUAACCAUAUGUUGGUUGAGUCGAAGAAGUUCGUGCAUGCUGCGUUACAUAGUUUCAUACAAACGCAAAUGACGCACGAGGUACUUACGUCGGAAAUGUUGCAUUAUGUACAUAGUAUAAGUAGAUAUACCAGCUGCAACUUUCCCGCACUAAGUACCCGUUUCUUUUUUCUUUUUUUCUGUGGUGCCUUCUCGUGCGUAUGGAGUGGGUUGUCGUGUUCAGCGAGUUCGCUCAUGAUGCAUGGCAAACAGUUAUACCAUGUCCAGAGGACCGGAUACCCUUAAGGCCUCGCCAUAUCUUGCAUCUGGCGGCUGCGGUUCUGCCAUCGGUGUCAAUGGCCUACCUUGCUCGACGUCCGAAGACUUACCACCUCCGACUCAUGCUACUCCCACUCAUAGUAUUAGUCACAUUGGGGACUUUCUUCCGCUUCAUAGUCUCCGGAGUGGAACACGCCCCGGCUAAUUGGGUAAUAGCAUCGUUUGCCAUCCUUAUCGUUGGCAAGGUCAUCGAUUGCGCUUGGAGACCUGAAGGAAUGCUCAAAGUCGGCGAAGAAAAGCUAGAUGUUUUCAUCAACUCUUCUAACCAAAGCAAAGCCCAAUUGUAUGAUGCCCUUGAACUCAUAUGCACACAGAGAGGAAUCGGUUGGAAGUUUGGAGUUCGAGUGCACGUCCCAAAGGAACAUAGGUCUCUCGAACGAUGUGCAUUUCUUUGGCAAACUUUAGCCUCCGCUCUUCGAAAUUUCGUCGUGAUCGACUUCUGCGAGUCAUUCAUCAAACUCGUACCAGGCGUUGGUUCACCCGAAGGAGGUACCAUCUUCAGGCCCGAGCUUCCUAUCCCACAGCGCUACAUUCUAUCUACCGCGGUUCACGUUGUCACAGGAUCCAUGUUUAUUGCGGGUUUCCAGUCGUUGUACGAUGUCCUUACGCUAAUCGGCGUUGGCUUGCUCUUCAACGAUCCCUCAUCGUGGCCUCCUCUCCUGGACCACCCUUGGCAGUCGGACUCCCUACACGUAUUUUGGGCUAAAGGCUGGCAUCAGGCGCUGCGCGAGACUUUCUUCAUAUACGGUGGCUUCAUUGGAGGAGCUAUUGCUGGAAAUGUUGGUACUGUUUUUGGGACGUUUAUUGGAUCAGGCCUACUUCAUGAACUCGCUAUCUGUAGUCAUGGACGGGGGUUUGACCCACAAGGCAUGCUCUUCUUUGUACAGCAGGCCCCACUGCUAAUCCUAGAGAAGCUAUGGACGCGUAUCACUGGACACCGUGUCAGAGGCAUCUAUGGACGACUAUGGGUGUACUUCUGUAUUGUCAUCUUGGGGCAAUCUUUAGCGGACUCAUGGCAUAAAAGAGGUCUCGGUGGAGGCUAUAUUAUUGACCCACGCAUUAGCCCUGUUCAUACACUACUUAUACCAUUCCUUCGGCGGUUUACAGAGUUCUUGGGUCUCCACAACAUCUCUGCCCCGUUUGGUUGAUAACGCCCGCCUCUUUCUUUUUGCAAAACUACAUUGUUGCUAUGAUCUAGGGAUAUCCCUAGGAUACCACGAGCUUCACUCCACGGAAACGACUGGAGCGUUAACCUUCUUCCACGAUAAAUACCUCGAGUUCGCAUGCUUUGUAUUGGUGUAGUACCCAGUAGCAAUCUCACUUGGCAACCAACUCGCGCACCGGUAACGACUCGGCAGAGACAGAGUUCACAUCCCCUCCAGCACUC
Pisolithus orientalis is the source of this 1721-nucleotide messenger RNA. RefSeq lists its product as uncharacterized. Gene Ontology annotation, biological process: lipid metabolic process. The record is from RefSeq and is a predicted model, not a curated record. Lineage: Eukaryota; Fungi; Basidiomycota; Agaricomycetes; Boletales; Pisolithaceae. The transcript is spliced from 5 exons. Bases 217 to 1482 code for a protein of 421 amino acids.